AUAAGACUUGAGCCUAGUCCUCCCGUUCUCAGGCACAAUGUCGACGACCGCCGCAGUUCAAGGCUCAACCAUCUUCGCCUCCUGCGUUGCCCGCUCGACCAAAUCCAGGAGACCUUUCGCCAUCUUCUCCUCCCUCUCGACCCCUCCUCCGUCCACCCCUCGACUUAUCAGAAACUCACCCGUCUUCGCCGCACCUUCCACUCUCACAACAGCAGUGGAAAUGGACGCCGUCGAGAGGAUGAAGUCAGGGUUCGAACACUUCAAGACGCAGAUCUACGACAAGAAUCCUGAGCUUUUCGGCGAGCUCGCCAAAGGACAGAGCCCAAAGUUCAUGGUGUUCGCGUGUGCGGACUCGCGCGUGUGCCCGUCGGUGAUCCUCAAUUUCAGCCCCGGGGAGGCCUUCAUGAUGCGCAACAUUGCCGCCAUGGUCCCUCCCUUCGAUAAGACUAAGUAUUCUGGCGCAGGUUCAGCCAUAGAAUAUGCGGUCCUUCAUCUCAAGGUGGAGAACAUAGUGGUAAUUGGGCACAGUUGCUGCGGUGGUAUCAAGGGGCUCAUGUCCUUCAAGGGUGAUGGGUCUAGCGGCACUGAUUUUAUUGAGGACUGGGUGAAGGUGUGCUUACCAGCAAAGGAAAAGGUGAUCUCGGAACACUCUGCAUUGCCUUUUGAAGAGCAGUGCACCAAAUGUGAAAAGGAAGCUGUGAAUACCUCCCUCGAGAACUUGAAGACGUACCCCUUCGUUAAGGAAGGCAUAGAGAAGAAGACCCUCGCUAUCCAUGGAGGAUACUACGAUUUCGUUAAGGGCGAAUUUGAGACAUGGCAGAUCUAAUUCCUUUGAGAUGCGACAUAAUUAACAACUCUUCACAUCCAAGAGCCUCUCCUACUUUUCGAGAGUCUAUCAGCAUAAUGUUAUGACCUUAUAUGUUUUUUUUUUGUUUCGACCUGGUAUCUCUUUAAAUGUAUGGUGUACUUUGAUCUUCUUCAGAUCAAGUCUAUGAAUGAAUAAUUUAUAAUCUCCCCUUUCUUCUCUA
Molecule: messenger RNA, 1028 nt
Organism: Asparagus officinalis (garden asparagus)
Lineage: Eukaryota; Viridiplantae; Streptophyta; Magnoliopsida; Asparagales; Asparagaceae
Product: beta carbonic anhydrase 2, chloroplastic-like
Exons: 8
Coding region: 38-826 (262 amino acids)
Biological process (GO): carbon utilization
Molecular function (GO): carbonate dehydratase activity; zinc ion binding
Source: RefSeq, a predicted model, not a curated record